Messenger RNA from Branchiostoma floridae (Florida lancelet), 477 nucleotides. RefSeq names its product protein krueppel-like. NCBI's taxonomy places the organism in Eukaryota, Metazoa, Chordata, Leptocardii, Amphioxiformes, Branchiostomatidae. Gene Ontology annotation, molecular function: RNA polymerase II cis-regulatory region sequence-specific DNA binding; DNA-binding transcription factor activity, RNA polymerase II-specific. Gene Ontology annotation, cellular component: nucleus. Gene Ontology annotation, biological process: regulation of transcription by RNA polymerase II; central nervous system development. The record is from RefSeq and is a predicted model, not a curated record. The transcript has 2 exons. The annotation marks the transcript as partial.
AAGUUUUUCUUCGUCUCGAAGAGUUCAUCAACAUUUAGCGGUUUUAGCGAUCCGACUGACGUUGUCGUGCAAGUCUGCCGGUGUUCAAGUUUGUUCAGAUCUACAAGGAUGGCAUCAACAAGCAACAUGCAAAGUUUGGAUGACAACAGAAGUGCAAAAAAGGAUGAUUCUGUGCAACCGAGCACUAGCAGAAGGAAGAAGUGCUACAAGUGUGAGGAGUGCAGCAAGCAGUUUAGUAGGCUCGAUCAUCUAAAGAAACACAAGCGAACUCACACAGGGGAGAAACCGUACCGGUGUGAGGAGUGCAGCAGGCAGUUCAGUGAGCCUGGCCAUCUGAAGAGUCACAUGCGAACUCACACAGGGGAGAAACCGUACAGGUGUGAGGAGUGCAGCAGGCAGUUCAGAGAGCUGGGUCAUCUGAAGAGACACAUGCGGACUCACACAGGGGAGAAACCCUACAGGUGUGAGGAGUGCAGC